ACCACUAUCGAUAGUUUGGUACUAUCGAUGGUACUAUCGAUAGUCCAGCGACUAUCGAACUAUCGAUGUUUAUAUUAUUCACUUCUCUUCCUUUACGCGGAAUUCAAAUUGUUCGUAAGCUUGUGAUUUUGUUGAAUUUGUGAUUAAACGUAUUGAUUUCUGAAACGAUGGACGACAUUAUUAGCAUUGACGAGGGUGAGUCACUUUCGCCGCCAAAAGUUAAAAAGCCCAGAAUAUCGGAUGUGUGGAAAUAUUUUAAGAAAAAGGAUACAAAAGCUAAGUGCACGUAUUGUGAAAAAGAAUAUGCACACUGUGGAAAUACGAGCAAUUUAAAAGACCACAUGUCUAGGUGCGACGGUAGUCGAAGCAGUAUGCGGAGCAACGCCACCACCAGCAGCAGUAGCACUACAUCGUCGACCGCGUCUUCAUCGCAAAGUACACUCGACUUUUUUAUCAAAAUCGCACCGAGAUAUGAUCAAAAUUCGUCAAGAAAGAAGGAAAUCGAUCGCGCGCUUGCAUUAAUGGUGUGCCAAGAUUAUCAACCAUUUUCAAUAGUUAACGAUGAAGGCUUUCGAAAUUUUGUUCGUGUUUUAGACACGAGGUAUGAGUUACCUUGCAAAACAACUCUAAAAAAUAAACUAUUAAAAUCGCAAUAUGAUGAAAUCAAAAUCCAGAUUAAAAAUGAACUGGAGAGUGUCGCGCAUAUUGCAAUAACUUGCGACAUGUGGAGCUCAAGGGCUAAUGAUGGAUAUCUUACUGUGACAAGUCAUUUCAUUACAAAUGAUUUUGAUUUGAAAU
Molecule: messenger RNA, 798 nt
Organism: Rhagoletis zephyria (snowberry fruit fly)
Lineage: Eukaryota; Metazoa; Arthropoda; Insecta; Diptera; Tephritidae
Product: zinc finger BED domain-containing protein 1-like
Molecular function (GO): DNA binding
Source: RefSeq, a predicted model, not a curated record